AUGAGGUUCAUUCUACCGCUCGUGAUCCUCCUCGGAGCGUGCGCGUGUCACGCUCGCGACGACGAGAUCGAGAUCAAUGAGAUCGACAACGGUGAAUCGGUGCCGCGCGAAGUGCAACGCGUGCGCAACGUCACGCUCGCCAAGAUAUACGAGAACGCGGUCCAGGCCUAUCUCGAGGAAGACUGGGACGGCUGCGUCGCGGGUUUUAACGAUGCUCUGCAUGGAUACAAAGUAUACAAACGCAUGGUGAUAAUAUGCCGGCGAAAAUGUAAAGCUGAGACGGCAGGUUCUUCGCCAAUCUUCGCGGAGGAUAUCGAAGAUCUGCACUUUUAUGAGAGAAAAGUGAGGGAGACGCUUUGUCUAAUGAAAUGUAAUCAGGAUUAUCGAGAAAUCGCAGGUGAGGGGGCGCUUAAACGACUCCCACACGCAACGGAGAGGAAAUUUGUUGACCUUGCCAUCUAUGAGUAUCUUCAUAUCUGUUAUUUUCAGAAAGAAAGAUAUCAAGAUGCGGCAAACGCAGCUUUCACCUUUCUGUCUCUUCAUCCUAAUCAUGAGAUGACUAAAAAAAAUCUAAAGUACUACUUGAAUUUGCCUAACGUGACCGUGAAUAAGGUUGUGAAUUUGGAGGCAGCCCCCUUUGUGCAAAAGUACACUAGAGGUGUCAAGGCAUACGAAGAUGAAUAUUACGAGGAAGCUGUAAUCGAAUUUGAAAAUUCACUCGAGUUAUACAUAGAAUCCGAAGAGGAAUGCAGGCUUUAUUGUGAGGGUCCUUUCGAUCAAGGAUGGUAUCCUGAAUUUACCUCUUCAAUAGCAAAUCACUUUACGUUCUGUUUGAAAUGUAAACGUAUAUGUUCGCUUACAUUAAAUAAUAUAAAUGGCAAUUUCCAGAGUGACUUGCUUAGAAGUCAUUAUAAUUACUUGCAAUUUGCUUAUUAUAAAUUGGGUAAUUUGAAAGCAGCGUGUGCAGCAGUUGCGAGUUACUUAUUAUUUUUACCUGCUGACGAAGCAAUGCUGAAUAAUAAAGAUUAUUACAGCUUCCAACCGAAAGUGGAAGAACAGUACUUUACACCAAGAAAGGAAGCGCUUUCCUAUGUGAAGCGGCAAGAAUACGAGCUGUUGCUAUUGAAUUAUAUAUCUGUGGAGUUCGCGGCGAUUGAUGUCAGAUUUAACAAAUUCACCAAGAAGAAAAACCUGAAAGAAGUUGACAAGAAGGAAUUAGGGAAGGACUUUUCCUCGAGACCAAUCUUGCAUCCACCUCCAGGUCAUUCUCCAUCCAUUCGAACGCGACUCAUGGGUAAUCUAUCGACAUUCCGGGACAAGGAAGAGAUGAAGAUACGAGAACAUCAUGUCUUGGAGCGGUUAAAAGUCACGAAUAAUGCGCGAUUGAUAGCAGAAGAAAAUGAACUUGGCGGAAGAAACCGCUACGUAGCUGAUGGGUUUCUCAAUUCCACCGAUUGUAAUCUGCUCAUGCAACUUGCCCAGAUUGCUGUGGAAGGAGACGGCUAUGAAGAAAACAAAAAUCCACAUUCGUCUUACGAGCGUUUUGAAGGUGUGACCGUUGGCAGGAUAGCCUUGAUGGUUUACUUCGGUCUAACAAAGCCAGAAUUAUUGAAGCUAUUUCUGCAACGCACGGAAGCAGCUCGCAAUCACGUGGAAAGGUAUUUCAACCUUGAUCGACCAUUGUAUUUCACCUACACCCAUUUGGUCUGCCGAACAGCUUUACUCGAUUCACCGGCGAAUAGAACUGAUCUUAGUCAUGAGAUUCACGCUGAUAACUGCGUGAUAAAAAACGAAGGUACCUCAUGCUUGCGAGAAGAUCCUGCAUAUACGUGGCGGGACUACUCGGCGAUUUUAUAUCUCAAUGAUGAUUUUGACGGCGGCGAAUUCUUCUUCGUAGAAGACGGGAAAAGACGUCGCGUCCAAGGUAUCGUUCGACCUCGGUGUGGACGUAUGGUGGCUUUCUCUGCCGGCGGUGAGAAUCUUCAUGGUGUUCAGGGUAUACGUAGUGGCAAGAGGUGCGCAGUGGCGUUAUGGUUCACUCAGGAUGAAAAAUAUUUGGAGUAUGAGAGGGUAGUGGCGAAUAUUGUGUUGCAAAGAGUCCACACUUUGGGUGCUGUACAACGCGAGGAUACCCAAAUACCACUACAAUAUGAAGACACACUGAUCCAAUGUUUCAAAGAAGAUAAGACGUUGAGGCAGAUAUUGAAGGAAUUUACGCGAAAAGGCAGUAAACAUUGGUAAAAAUUAAUAGCAAUUUACACAAGAUGUCCAAAUGUCCAAGCGAGAA
Molecule: messenger RNA, 2287 nt
Organism: Cyphomyrmex costatus
Lineage: Eukaryota; Metazoa; Arthropoda; Insecta; Hymenoptera; Formicidae
Product: prolyl 3-hydroxylase 2
Exons: 11
Coding region: 1-2241 (746 amino acids)
Biological process (GO): collagen metabolic process
Molecular function (GO): iron ion binding; oxidoreductase activity, acting on paired donors, with incorporation or reduction of molecular oxygen; L-ascorbic acid binding
Source: RefSeq, a predicted model, not a curated record